Molecule: messenger RNA, 1693 nt
Organism: Cydia pomonella (codling moth)
Lineage: Eukaryota; Metazoa; Arthropoda; Insecta; Lepidoptera; Tortricidae
Product: queuine tRNA-ribosyltransferase accessory subunit 2
Exons: 7
Coding region: 112-1425 (437 amino acids)
Molecular function (GO): tRNA-guanosine(34) queuine transglycosylase activity
Source: RefSeq, a predicted model, not a curated record
UUGCGUCAGCUGUCAAAUCAAAGUUGUCAAAACAUCAAAAGCACGUUUGUUUCAUUUAUUGUUUGAGACUACAAAGUCGAUUUGCUUUAAAGCCUGCCCAUAGUAAUUAAAAUGCGUUUCUCAAUAAAGCAGGCUGGCUGUGGUGCUGAACGAGUUGGUACCCUAACAGGAUUCACCAAGUCACCUAGUACAAUAAUUGAAACCCCUACAACUGCACUUCUUACUCAGGGAGGGAGUGUAGUUCAUUUGACAGCAGACGUCUUGGCUCGGGUAUUUACUAAUCCCCAACUCCUUUGGGUUCCUUUAACCACUACGAGUCAUUUAGAAGCCGGAGUCAAAGCCCAGGGCGAGGGAAUAGCCAAGUUUGCUGGAGUCACUGAACAUAUAACCUGCACAACGUUGCAAAAUCUGAAUGAUGCUGCACCAUCGGGACACUUUGAGUUAGACAAGGUGCCAUUGUGGACAAAAAGGGGCAAACAAAUGAUUUGUGCUGACAGAUACAUGGACUUUAUGGAGCUGUUCAAACCCGAUAUCAUUUUGGCAGUUGCAGAUGGACGCACAUCACAUUGUGAAGGAUUCAAGAGGGUCCUGAAGGCUGUCAAUAGAAGUAACAACAUGCUUGAUAUAUGUGUCAAGCGAUAUAAUUCUUCAAAGCAACUGAAAGGAGGUUCAUUGAUAGGUGUUAUAGUAGCUGCCGGCCAUGAAAAGAAAUGCACUGAAAGCAUUCAACACAUUCUGGAGCACAAACAAAGUUUGUCAGGAGUAGCUUUGCAGGGCAUAUUGGAUGGCACCGAAGAUUACAUGAAUAUGCCCGAUGACAAUGUGAUAUCUAUUUUUAAAAGAGUGAAUGAAGCCUUACCUAAUGAGAUGGUACGCAUUUUGGAAGGUUACUGGAACCCAGCUGCAAUAAUGGCAGCAAUUGGCAAUGGCUAUGACGUCUUUGACGGAUCUUACCCGGUGAAGUUGACCAAUGAAGGAUUUGCCUUGACAUUAAACUUCAAUGUUGACCAAAGACAUUAUGAAAUGUGUAUAUUAGAUUUAAAUGAUAGCAAAUUUAAAGAAGAUUUCAGUCCCCUUUUAAAGGGUUGCGAGUGCUUGACUUGCGAGAAAUAUACGCGGGCGUAUAUUCAGCAUCUUCGAAAUACACGGGAAAUGCUGGCAUCUGUGCUGCUCAGCAUUCAUAAUCUUCAUCACUUCGACCAGAUGUUCCACCACGCACGUCGACAUAUUGCUGCAAGCACGUUUGACACAUUCCGACAUCAUAUCACAAAACAGUAUGAAUUGUAUAAAGACUCUCAGUUAAACAAACCUGACGAUUUGACAGUUUGUAAUGGAACUGACAGUGAAAACGUGGAGGCAUCGACUGUGAAAAAGAUACGGGUAACGGAUGAAGUUUCUAUUAGUGUAGCCAAUGGUAAUGCUUGAUAGUAUUUGUACGUACCUACUGCGUCAAAGUAAUGUUACAACCUUGAAAUGUUAUAGCCCAUUGUGGAGUUUGAUUAUCUUUUGAAUUCACGAUUUUUUAUGUUACCUACAAAUACGUAGGUUUGGUUAUUCCCAAUAGUUACCACCGCCGCAAUAUUUCCAUAGUUUUACAUGUCUCUGUUUGGCUUUAUUGUUGAUUGCCAUUUAUAAAUUAUUAAAUUUCUUGUAAUAAAGUUGAAAAUACAUAAUGCCAUUGGCACACAUUUUA